AUGAAUCCGAAGGAACAUUUGGAGAUUUCAAAGCUUAUUUCGAAGCUUUUAGAUAAGGGCGCUAUAAAACCAUGCAAUGAUAGUCGAGAUCAAUUUAUAUCGUCAAUUUUUUUGGUGCCAAAGCCAGAUGGCACGAACCGCUUUAUUCUCAACCUCAAAGAAUUGAACGAGCUUAUUUCGGCAGAACACUUUAAACUCGAGGACCGUAAGGCUGUCAUAAACUUAAUGAGCGAGGAUUGUUUCAUGGCAACGGUAGACUUGAAGGACGCGUAUUAUGUAGUGCCAGUGGCAGAAUCUGAUCGAAAAUUUUUAAGAUUUCGGCAUAACAAUCAACUUUUCGAAUUUACCUGUCUACCCUUUGGCCUCACGACGGCACCUUACGUAUUUACAAAGAUCUUGAAACCGGUAAUGGCAAACUUGAGACGCAGAGAUUUUUUAUCGGUUAUUUACCUUGACGAUAUACUACUGUUUGGCAGAUCUUACGAGGAAUGUCAAUCGAAUACUCUCUCCACUCGCUUGUUGUUAGGGCAACUCGGUUUUGUUAUCAAUGAGAAGAAAUGUCAAUUAAUACCGUCAAGGAAGUGUAAAUUUCUUGGGUUUUUGUUUGAUUCCGAAAGAAUGAUUAUUGAGCUCACACAAGACAAAAGAGAUCGAGUAAAGAGAGAAGUCGAAAAAUAUCGGGCGAUAAAAGUAUGCAAAAUUCGUAGAUUUGCCGAGUUCGUUGGUCUAGUGGGCUCAUGCUGCCCCGCCGUUAUGUACGGCUUAGGUCAUACGAAAUUAUUUGAAAAGGCUCGAUAUCUCGCUCUAGAAUCUAGCAAGGGAUCGUAUGACAGCUGUAUGACUUUAGACAAAGAUUUACAAACGGACUUUAAGUGGUGGGGGAAAAAUAUUCGGCACGCACAUAGAUCUACUAGACCACCUGAAUUUUGUCGGGAGAUUUUUACGGACGCUUCAUUGUCAGGAUGGGGAGUUGCCUGUGGACAAGCUAGAUCACAUGGGUUUUGGAAUGAGGAAGAACGAAAAUCCCAUAUAAACAUUUUGGAGUUAACCACCGCCUUUUUCGGCCUUAAAUGUUUCGCGAACGACCUCAGAUACUGCGAUAUUUUGUUGCGUCUGGAUAACACCACAGCCAUAUCGUAUAUAAAUAGAAUGGGAGGAGUUCGAUUCGCGCGCUUAAGUAAUCUAGCCAGGAAAAUUUGGGAUUGGUGCGAAGAGCGGGAUAUUUGGAUCUUUGCGUCGUUCAUUAGCUCCAAAGAUAAUUUUGAAGCAGACUUUGAGUCCCGUAGAUUGGAGCCGGAAACGGAACUUGAAUUAUCUCAAACGGCAUUUAAGAGAAUAGUUCGCACGUUUGGAGAACCCGAAGUCGAUUUAUUUGCUACUCGAGUAAACAAAAAAUGCAGAAAAUAUAUCUCGUGGCUUCAGGAUCCAAAUAGUAUAGCAGUUGAUGCUUUUACGGUGCCGUGGAAGAAUUAUUUUUUUUACGCUUUCCCACCGUUCGUAAUUAUUUUACGGAGAACCACAUCCUCUCUGGAGAAAAACUACCCUGGUUGCCGGACUGUUAUCAGGAGAUCGUUUGCGAUGAGAGGAAUUCCAGCAGAGUCAAUGGAGAUAAUGAUCGCCUCACUUCGAGAUUCGUCACUUAAGCAAUACAACAGUGCCUUGAAGAAAUGGUGGAAUUUCUGUGUUGAAAGAGAUACCAAUCCCUUUCGAACUUCGGUGGUGGAUGUAUUAGUAUUGCUUACUAAAGAGUAUAAUAACGGAGCGUCACGAGGCUCUCUUAAUUGCUUGCGAUCGGCUAUAGCCUUAAUUACGGGUCCGGAAAUAGGCCAGGAUUCCAGAAUCAGACGUCUAUUCAAGGGCGUGUCCGAAUUGCGCCCAUCCAAGCCAAAGUACGAGCAAACAUGGGACCCGAGGAUCGUCCUAUGA
Messenger RNA from Diprion similis, 1926 nucleotides. RefSeq lists its product as uncharacterized. The transcript is spliced from 3 exons. Bases 1 to 1926 code for a protein of 641 amino acids. The record is from RefSeq and is a predicted model, not a curated record. Lineage: Eukaryota; Metazoa; Arthropoda; Insecta; Hymenoptera; Diprionidae.